AUGUCUUCUGCAGCAGCUGAACCUGAACAGAGAGAACAAGCCAUAUUUUUCCAGCAGCAGCAGCAGCAACAGCAACAGCAACAGCAGCCGCGGCAACAGCAGCAGCGACAGCAGAAGCAGCACCAUAAGCAGCAAAAUGACGACAACUCAGAGGCAGAGCAGCAGCAGCAGCAGCAGCAGCGGCAGCAGCACAAGGGAGACAACUCUCCAUGGGGAGGGUCUGAGGUGAAGCCCGAGCAGCGUCGUAGGACGCAGCUGCAGCAGCAGCAGCAGCAGCUGCAGCAGCAGCAGCCCCAGCAGCAGCAGGAAGUUUACCAUGAGCCUCUGCAGUUGCUGCAGAGGCAGACGCAAAGGGAGCCAUCCGCACAAGAACCCGAGCAGCAACAACAGCAGCAACCGCAGCAGCAGCAGCUGCUGCUGCUGCAGCGGCAGAGGCCUCGCACAAUAGGCCACUCUUCACUUAAAGAGGCAAGAUCCGCUGCUGCUGCUGCUGCUGCGGCUGCUGCUCUCUCUGCUGCAGAAACACCCGAAGCACUGCCGCGGGGCCUAAAGAAGGGCCUCAGUCUUCCGGCUAAUCUGCCUGCGGCAGCCUCCGUGCUGCAGCAGCAGCAGCAGCAGCAGCAGUACAAGCAGCACCAAAGGCAGCGCCGCAGACUCAUGCGCAGAAUGCAGCCGCCCCCGCUGUCUCCAGCAAAAAGACAAAUGGGGGACAGCACGGGAAAGGUCAAGGGGAAGCCGCUGGGAGCAGCAGCAGCAGCAGCAGCAGCAGCUGCUGCUGCUGCUGGAAGCUGCGGCAAGCAGCAGAGAGCGCAGCAGGCAGCAGCAGCCGCCCGCAGCGCAGCGCUGCAGUGGCCGGCGCUCGAGUCGCCCUCGUCAGACUGCCUUGCUGCUGCUGUUGCUUCGGAGCAGCAAGGUAAGCAGCAGCAGCAGCAGCAGCUCCUCUUGAGACAGCUGCCAGCGCGGCUGGCUUUGCUGCAGCAGCGCCAGCAGAAGCAGCAGCAGAAGCAGCAGGCGGCGCAGCAGGUCGGGCAGCAGCAGGGGUCACAGCAGCAGCAGCUGCAGGAGCUGCUGCAGCUGCAGACCCAGCGCCCGCAGCAGCUGCAGCAGCAGCAGCAGCAGCCAGCCUUCUCUUACGGCACUCUCCGCAAGAAGCCACCAAGCCGCUGGAAAAGGCCUUCGCCCUUUGGACUUCGAGUUGACUUUCCUGUCAAUCCGCUGCUGCAGCCGCUGCUGCUGGACAC
Molecule: messenger RNA, 1241 nt
Organism: Eimeria tenella
Lineage: Eukaryota; Apicomplexa; Conoidasida; Eucoccidiorida; Eimeriidae
Exons: 1
Source: RefSeq, a predicted model, not a curated record